This is a messenger RNA of Rhea pennata, 1665 nucleotides long. It is a transcript of the gene CPN1, whose product is annotated as carboxypeptidase N subunit 1. The record is from RefSeq and is a predicted model, not a curated record. Gene Ontology annotation, molecular function: zinc ion binding; metallocarboxypeptidase activity. The transcript is spliced from 9 exons. Gene Ontology annotation, biological process: peptide metabolic process; protein processing. NCBI's taxonomy places the organism in Eukaryota, Metazoa, Chordata, Aves, Rheiformes, Rheidae. The coding region runs from base 153 to 1514 and encodes 453 amino acids.
CGCUCGCCGCGCUCCCACCCGCGGGCCCCCCGCCCCGCAGGUGCAGUGGGCUGGCACUUGGCUGGGAAACUGGAAAGAGCUGGUUCGAGUUUGCACUUUAGCUCCUGGCGGAAAGGGAGCCCCGCGAUCCCGGCGCGGAGCGCGGCAGGGGGAUGGCUCGGCUGCUCUGGCCCCUGCUGAGAGUCCUGCUGCUGCUGGAGGUGGCGGCCGCCGUGAGCUUUCUCCACCACCGCUACGAGGAGAUGGUGCAGGCCCUGUUCAGCGUGCAGAACGAGUGUCCCUACAUCACCCGGAUUUACAGCGUCGGCCGCAGCGUCGAGGGGCGGCAUCUCUACGUGCUGGAGUUCAGCGACUACCCGGGGAUCCACGAGCCCUUGGAGCCAGAGUUCAAAUAUGUUGGAAACAUGCAUGGCAAUGAGGUGCUGGGCCGCGAGCUGCUGCUGCAGCUCUCUGAAUUCCUGUGUGAGGAGUAUCGCCGGGGCAAUGAGCGGGUCACACGCCUCAUCCACGACACGCGCAUCCACAUCAUGCCCUCCAUGAACCCUGAUGGCUAUGAAGUGGCUGCCAAGCAGGGCCCGGACAGCAUUGGGUACUUGACUGGGAGGAACAACGCCAAUGGAGUGGACUUGAACCGCAACUUCCCUGACCUCAACACCUUCAUGUACUACAAUGGGGAAAUUAGUGGGCCAAACCACCACAUCCCUCUGCCAGACAACUGGAAAAGUCAGGUGGAGCCAGAGACACUAGCUGUGAUUCAGUGGAUCAGCAACUACAAUUUUGUGCUCUCAGCCAAUCUGCACGGUGGAGCUGUGGUGGCAAAUUACCCCUAUGAUAAGUCUCAUGACCAGCGAUUCAGGAACCACCGGCGCACAGCUAACACACCUACCCCUGAUGAUAAGCUGUUCCAGAAGCUGGCCAAAACCUACUCGUACGCACACGGCUGGAUGCACCGAGGCUGGAACUGCGGGGACUACUUUGCUGAUGGCAUCACGAAUGGGGCCUCCUGGUACUCACUCAGCAAAGGCAUGCAGGACUUCAAUUAUCUCUACACCAACUGCUUUGAAAUCACCCUGGAGCUGAGCUGCAAUAAAUUCCCCCCUGAAGAGGACUUGGAGCGGCAGUGGAUAGCCAAUCGGGAGGCCCUUGUUGCUUUUAUUGAAGAGAUUCACCAGGGCAUCAAAGGGAUGGUGUCAGACGAGAACAACAAUGGCAUUGCACGAGCAGUGAUUUCUGUCCAGGGGAUCAGCCACGAUGUCACCUCUGGUGACAUGGGGGACUAUUUCCGACUGCUCCUGCCUGGCACUUACACGGUCACAGCCUCUGCAGAGGGUUAUCAGCCCCAAACAGUGACAACGACAGUGGGCCCAGCUGCACCUUCAUUGGUGCAUUUCCAGCUCAAACAAGACGUGGUGAGGAAGCCCCCAGAGCGUAAAACCUCAGGCACACGCACAAACAAUAAAGCCCUUCAGAAGAAGGUAGUGCCAAGAGCCACCCACCGGCGGACCCAAAGAUGAAGACAGCUCCCUUGGCUGAGAGCUGGGGGAAGCCAUUAUAUGUAUGAGGCCUGGCUGAUGACUCCAGCCAGUGAACUUUCCAAAAGUCCAGCAUGAAACUAGCUUUAAUUAUUAGAUUAUUAAAUGAGGAAGUAUUUAAACCCUGAGCAAA